Messenger RNA from Mobula hypostoma (lesser devil ray), 6732 nucleotides. It is a transcript of the gene ip6k1, whose product is annotated as inositol hexakisphosphate kinase 1. Gene Ontology annotation, biological process: phosphatidylinositol phosphate biosynthetic process; inositol phosphate biosynthetic process. Bases 1393 to 2397 code for a protein of 334 amino acids. The record is from RefSeq and is a predicted model, not a curated record. The transcript is spliced from 5 exons. NCBI's taxonomy places the organism in Eukaryota, Metazoa, Chordata, Chondrichthyes, Myliobatiformes, Myliobatidae. Gene Ontology annotation, molecular function: inositol hexakisphosphate kinase activity. Gene Ontology annotation, cellular component: nucleus; cytoplasm.
AGCACGGAUGGAAAGCAUGCCUGUGGAGCUGGCUGGGUUCGAAACUCGGGAGCCUUCACUCCGAAGUCCAGCGCUGAUCCCACUAUGCCACCAGCUGGCCAACUUCUCCUUAUAUGCGUCCAAAACUCUGUUAUGCGAGGAGCACUGCUUUCCUGCCAGUACAAAUCACGUGCACACGCCUCACAGUCUCACUCCCGCCAGUCUCGUAUUGGUUUUGGCAACGUAUGGAUGUGUGAUCUUGUGCUCUUAAACUUUUGUUGUUUUUACCUAUGGUGCAGUGAUUUUGUGCUUGAAAUAUUUAACUAAGCGUCCGAUGUCAAGUCUUGGGCCAUCAGCCAAGCGGCAGAGAACCACUUUAUCACUUGGAAAAAAAGUUGGAAAUUAUAAACAGGGCGGCGUCAGGUGAAGGUAACACAGCUCUGGGACGCUACACUGUGCAGUUGCAGGCUUAUGAUAGCUGAGUUAGGCAUCACACCAAAGCAGGUGUUUAAUGCAGAAGAGACCGGGCAUUUUUGGAAGCGUAAGCCGAAACACAUUUACAUAAGUAAGGAUGAAAAAACUGCGUCAGGUUUCAAGACAGCAAAGGAUAGAUUGACUUUGCUUAUGUGUUCCAAUGUGGAAAAAGACUGUAAGGUGAAGCCUCUCUUAGUUUACCAUUCACUAAACCCCUGUGCUCUUAAGGGUUUCAGUAGGAAGCCUCUCAAUGGAGCGUGGAAAUCAAUUUGGGCGGAGUGUGUGCACACCCUCAAGGGGUUUCCUGCCUUCGCUGCAGCUGUCCAGGAUUGUGUGGCCCUGGGCCGUAAAAUUGGUGGGGAAGGAUUCCCAGAUCACGAGACUGCUGAAGUGGUAGAACUCCUGGAUUCUCAUGAUGAAGAAUUAAGUGUGGAUUACCUUCUGCGUUUAACUCAGUCUGAUGGUGAUGACGAUGAAGGAAGAAAGUGUCGAGUUGCAGGUGAAAGAUUUUACGGUGAAGCAACUGGCAGAAUUUUUUAAGGCUGCGGAACACUUGGCACAAAUGGCGAUGGACAUGGACCCAAGUUUAGAACGGAGUCAACAUUUCAGUUGUUCCCUGCAGUCAAGCCUUCUUCUCUCAAGCAAAUUUAUGCUGAAAAACAAAAUGCUGCCAAGCAAACAAGCCUCACCACUUUCUUCAAACCGGUGUCAUCUGCUGCUGCUGGCAGUUCUGAGAGUUCUGUGAGUGUUCCUUCACCCCUUGCUGUCCUUGAUGAUCCUGACGACCCACAACCAUCCAUCUCAUCCAUGUAAAGCUGCCCGACACCACUGCACAACCACUUAUCUCCUGGAGCCAACACACCUGCCACUGUUGGUGUUGUUUCUGUGUGUUUCGAAGGAGGUCGUGAUGGUUACAUUAACUUAGUCGCAUACCCAUACAUGGAAAGUGAAAAUUUGGAGCAGGAAGAAGUUCAAGAGAGAGAACAACCUCGCAGGAAACAUUCACGGAGAAGCCUUUAUCGGUCAGCUAGUAGCAAUGAACAUCUGAUCCAGAUAGACAAUUCUGACAGCGCAGAGAGCUCUCAGGAGAUGAAGAGUCCAAAGAUGGAGUUACAGAUUUCGUCUGACAUUCCCUUCCAGAUGCUGGAUAGCAAUAGUACACUGAUUUCAGAGAAGAUCAGCUUCAACCCUUGGAGCUUACGCUGCCACAAACAACAGCUGAGUCGCAUGCGAUCUGAAUCCAAGGAACGGAAAUUGUAUAAGUUUCUGCUGUUGGAGAAUGUGGUUCAUCACUUUGGGUAUCCUUGUAUUCUUGAUCUAAAGAUGGGGACCAGGCAGCAUGGAGAUGAUGCAUCCGAGGAAAAAGCAGCACGUCAGAUAAAGAAGUGUGAACUGAGCACAUCAGGAGCACUGGGUGUGCGAGUCUGUGGGAUGCAGGUAUAUCAGUUAGACUCAGGGCAUUAUGUGUGCAGGAACAAGUACUAUGGUCGUAGCCUUUCCAUUGAAGGGUUUGGGAAUGCUCUGUAUGAGUUCCUGCACAAUGGCAGGUACCUGCGAAAAGACUUGUUUGAUCCAAUUCUGCAGAAACUUCGAAGUCUGAAGGGGGUUCUAGAGAAGCAGGCUUCUUAUCGCUUCUACUCCAGCUCCUUACUGAUCAUCUAUGAUGGAAAGGAAGAGAAGCUGGAAACGCAGCAGAACUCUGCAGAGGUACUGAGCCAGGACAACAUCCAGGAAGACAGCAGCUCCUUGCCAUCUUCAUCUUUCUCCUUGACCAGUACUGGUAACCUGCCCAAAAUCGAUGUGAGGAUGAUAGACUUUGCCCACAGUACAUACAAGGGGUUCCGGGAUGACCAAACUGUGCAUGACGGCCCAGACCGAGGCUACAUCUUUGGACUAGAGAAUCUCAUUAAUAUUCUAGAAAGGAUUCAGCUUCAGAAUCAGUAGCAUAUUCGAUAUCUUUCCUAUUUCUUUAUCUUUUACUCUGGGGAGGGGUGUGUCCUUCCCUCUUAAGCACACUUUGCUCAUCAUAGCGAUGAAAUAACAUCGCAGAAAAAAAAACAACUCCUGUCAAUUUCUGGCAGGUUAUUAGACAAAAAAAGGAGUUUGUUGUUUGAGCUGUUUGUUAUACCCCAGUGUAUAAAUAAAAUUGUUAUAUAGUGGUGUGAAGCAGCACUGCCUGUAUUGACACUAGUGCAAGGGAGCAAUGCCAUCGUCGAGUCCUGCAGUAGGGUUGCCUUGUGUGAGGGUGGCCACUCAGUACCAAAGUAGCAAGCAGGCCAGGUAAUUCCUGUACAGUUCCCAAAGACUGAGGCUGCAUGAAUAGCUGUAUAUUUGUAAAUGCUGGGACAAAUUUCCUCAUUUACGACCACCUGAAUGUGAGAAAAGAACUCCAUAAUCUAGCACUCAGGUUCUUUAGCUGACAGGUGUGCGGGUUUGUUUCGUCUUUUACUUUUCCCUUGAAUAUAUUAUUCCCUUCUGUACCUUGCCAGGGGUUAAUGUUUAAUUUGCCUGUAAUUUAAUGCAUAGAGCCUGUGGCUCACCUGCUUUUUCGAAGACGUUGCAUGUUCUUCAGGAGACAGAUCAGAGUAGCGUUCCAAGAGUUGGAUCACGGACCAACAUCAUUUUACUGCAAAGGACUGUUUGUGUCACAAUGUCAGAGCUUUACGGUGGUUAUAUAAAUGUUCUAAUGCAAGAGAUUUUUGCUGACUGGCACAAACUUGUCAAUACUGGUUACGUAAACAGACAAAAAUAAACUCAAUUCUGUUGCAGGUUUCCUGUGAAUGGUACUGGGUGUGGUAUAAAUGUAGAUAUACUUACCAUUGUUCAUUACCACAUGGAAUUGACUUUCACCUGUUAUUUGUGUAACUGUAUUUAUACAUCUUGAUGUUAUAGAGGAGACAUUUAGUCAUUUGACAGAAAGCACAUUGCCCUGUACCUUAAUAUAAAGCACUUAUCUUGUCAUCCUUUUGUUUAGAGUAUGUUUAUUUUAUACAUCAUUGUGUACAUAUAUUUCCAAUAUUUAAUGAGUUGCAACAAAUUUUGCUGUGUAAUUUUUAAGACUGCUGUUAUUGCUAUAUUAUCCUAGAUCUUUAUUUUUGUCCUUGUACAUGUUUCAGAGUCUAGAUCCUGCCUUGCAGAAUGCUGUCUAUCCCCUUGCUGUGGCAUAUGCAAGAAAGUUGAGAGUGGGAGAGUGACAGUGGCUUGUUCCAGAAUGAGGCAUGGAUUGGCUCAGCUCAAUGCAUAGCUCAGAUUUGCUUCAAUAUUAAAGCCCUGAUGGCUGACAGCUAACCACACUGCCCAAGUAGCUGAGGUGGGAGAGCAUAUUGUGAAACAAGUAUGAUGAAGAUGGAUAAUUGCCUGCUUAAAUUCUAGGCCGGUGAGUGUUUUGCCCUGAGUCCAGGGCAGGUUCAGACCUGUUUAAAAUGUCUGUUGUACUCAAUAUCAUUGUGUUUUGGACCUGCCUGCUUAGCUCUUUCCCAUCAUUGGGCUACUUCAUGUCACCAAAGGGAAAGCUAUGUUAAUUUCACAAUCUUAUUUCUUGGGUUGCUUGUGACCAAUGUUUUACUGCAAACUUCUGAGGCUCUGCCAUUUGCUCGGGUUUGAUAGGUUUCUACCUACAUCCAAUCUCAUUGUAGGGUUAUAUUCUGUGAUAGGGACUGAAUUAUCCCUUUGUAUGGAGCGCAAGGAUAAUAGAACAGGUAUGGAUGAGGCUGCACCAUUUGCUAGGGAGAGCUAUGGACAGUUCUAAACAGUUCAUACAUUUUUGCUGACCUGUUUUACCUGAUUUGAGCAGGUGAUUCCUCUGGUGAAUUCAGUAACUAUGAGUUGGUCUCUUAUGCUUGUGGUUAGAAUGGAGCAUGAGCCAUGGACCAUUAUGUUGUAGAUAACAACAUGAAAUAUUAGCUUGAGUGUUUUACAUCCUUGUACUUUGCCCUAUAGACAGAUUAGAUGGUUUCCCAUAUUUUGCAAGCACAUAAUCAAAAGAUUUGUCCUUUUGAUGUUCAAUAGAGAACAUACUCCCCAGAUUCUGAGAUGUCUUUGAAGGCUCCUCAGCAACUCAACAUGAAUUUCAGUUUGUAUUGAAUGUUGACUCAUAGAUCCACUGGCCAAGGGCCUGAGUAGUUUGUCUUUCCUUGUGCCUGCCCCAUAUCAGAGUUUGUACUUUCCACAGGAAUUAACACUCAGGAGCAUAACUGUCAUUAUUGUAGUGCCUAGGUCAAUUUGAUAGAGCUGACAGAAAAGGCAUGGUGACCCAAUUUCAGGGAAAAUGACACCGUCUCACCUCAGUGGAGCCCCAAAUGAAGCAAGGAAUAAAGGACACUUAAUCCACUGCCCUCAAAAUGUGUAACCCACUGCAUUCAGCAGCAACACCGUAUUCAGUACUGAGAAGAAAAAACACCCCUCUUACCUGUUUGGGAUCUUUGUAUGUGGUGAUAUGCUGGAAACUGUUUUGAAGUUAGGACUGAGCACUGAUGCAGAGGGCUCAAUUCAUUGAGGCACAGGAAACCAAGGAUCAAAAAGCUGGAAAUGGGUGAUAAAGUGGAGGGCAUGGAAAAGAGCAAAGGUCCUUGAGUAGGCUACUGGUGAUUUCUAAAACCUAGCACUGCUUUUUCAGUAUAUUUUACUUUCGGGUGUAACUGGAUAUGUCUGGGCCAGUGCAGCCACCAGAAGUUUGGUAAUAUUUGAGGCAUCUUUGGGUUGUCUUGAGAAGCAGCUGCUGGUUGCUAAUUGGCUGAUAAUUGGGACUCUUUUAUUGUGCAGCAUAGGAGAAGACAGGCACAACUUAUUGGUAAGGUCAUGAUGCUAAGUUGCUACUUUGACCUGCUUUAGGAAAAAUUACAUUGUGUUGUUAAAAUAGUGUUGCAAUCCUCGGUACAGUUAGCACACAGACAACAAUACAUUGGUUCAGAAGCCUUACACAAAUUUAUAUCUGGCAGGUGGAUUUGAACAGGCCUGGAACCAAGUCAUAGGCAGUGAAUGAAAUAUGUUGGAAUAGUUUAGCUUGUAUGUUAGUUUAAAUCAUUUCUUUAAAAGAAUUGCAAGUAAGCUGGAAGUGUUUGGCUUCUGAGCUGUGCCCACCUCUCUGAUUUAGAAGCCAUGUGUUAUAGAAGGGAAAGCACGCAAGUGUUAACGUGGCAUUGUACUCUACCAGAGCAUGACGUAUGAAAUCCCCAUCACCCCACAACCAUCUUUUAAAAAAAAUAAAUUUUUCUUAUCAGCUAUUCUCUCAAGGAGGAAAUGAAGUGUAGAAAUACAACACAAUAAGGCUUGAUUUUGGAACAGUGUUGUGGAAAGCUGCCCUUUCUCAUCCUGGAACGUUAAAUAUAGUUGUUCCAAUUGCCAAAGAAGACCUGGUUAUUUCAAGAUUUGUAAGUGCCAGAGUUGAUGUUUUGUGUGUCAGUGUGUGUGUAUGUACCUAGCUGUAAGGUCUUUUGAGGCUUGCAGAUAUAAUCAUUGUGACAGUGCAGCCCAAUCCAGGUAUUCUGUCCAGCUCAGUUAGGUUUCUCAGACUUGGGUUUGUUUUCAGUUAUUUCAAGCAAAAGUGACAAAUGUAGAGAAUCGAAGAGGUGGGAAGCACUGGUAGAAUUUUGGGGUGCCUGGUUAUUAAUCAUUUUCAAACCAGGUGGGUUUCAAAGUGCACUCAACUAUUACUUGAAAGCUGAUGUUUCCCCCCGGACUCUGCUGUCAAAUGCAUUUUCUCAAUCAGUAUGAAAUGCACCUUUUGUGACAUUGCAAAAGGUAACUUUCUCUUAAUAUUCACUGUUGUCCCUGGAGACUGACAUUUAAAUCACUGCACUGAGAAAAGGUGGGGCAAGCUGUAAUAUCUUUCCCUUUUUCUUUACCCAACUAAAACCUGAACCUGCCUAACAAGAAGGGAUGCUGUUUUAAUGUAAUGCUCGCUGUCGGUAAGUGGAGAGAAUGUGGGAAAGACAAGGUUCAAAACAUUAUUCUUGUCCCAUAAAGUUGCUGAAGUUAAACAGGCUUCUGAAAGUCAUGCUAAAACAUUUGUUGAUGUAGGGAAAUGUUAAUAUUCUGCAACCCAAGGUAAAACUCCUUGAUGCCAGCAAGGUAUGGGAUUUGUUUUAUAACAUGACUAAUUUAUUCAGUGUUUCUCUGGUUUAUUUCGUUGUGUUUCUGUUGCGCGUCUAUAUCUUUAACGCUAAUAAGCUAUCUUCAGGAAUCCUUGGGCAUGAGCAUACUGUAUUCCUGUGAUCUGUGUUUGAUAGUAUUACCUCCAAGUUGUCACUGAUGAAAUAAAUACAUUUAGGAGUCAUAUAA